GGAUGGCGCAGCUCCGCCUGACCGACUUCUUCGCGCAGAGCCGGGCCGGCCCGGCGGGGCCGCGGGGCGCCAAGCGGCGGAAGGUGCAGGCCGGGGGCGCGGGGCAGCCGGAGCCGGGCGGCGGCGGCGGCGGCGCGGGGGCCCGGAAGAAGCUGCUGAUGCCCGAGGACGAGGCGGCGGCGGCGGUGAGCGGCCCCCUUUGCCGUCCUGCGCGGAAGCGGCGCCCGCCGCUGGCCGUCCGGGGCCCUGGUCCGGGCCGACGGCCUGCCGCCUUGCUGCGGCGCUGCCUGUUCUUGCCCACUGACAGGCCCGCACAAGUCUCUGGCCGGCUGGGUGCCCUCUUCCGCUUUGCCCCAUCUCAGCUUGACUGCCAGGACCAGGACCCCGUCUCCGGCUGCCUGGUUUCCCCUGCACCGUUGGGCCCUCCCAGCCCCUCCACCCUGGAUAAGAAGGCGAAGGAGCUUGUGAAUGGGAUUCUCUCGCCACGUCUGAAGUUGGGGGCGACCUCAGUAAGUGCGGCCAGGCUGGGGGAGGAGGAUGAGUCCAAAGAGCGGCUCCUGGAGCUGAGAGGCCAUCUGGGAAAGAUCCACAGCCUGGUGCAGAAGGUCAAGGGGGGUGCUACUGGCCUGGAAGCCGGUGGCGACCUAAAGAGCCGACUGAAGCGGGCCCGGUUGCUGGAAUCCAGGAUCCGCGAGAGGAAGCUUUCCCUGAAGGAGGAAGGGAGAGGGGUCUCUCGACCCCAGGAAGAAAGAAAGGAUCUCAAAUUAACAGCAGAGACCAGCGGGGUGCCGGCCCACCAGCGCUUCCACACCCUCGCGGAAGCUGUCCCCCCUGGUCUUCUGCUGCCGUACAAGUACAAGGUGCUGGCUGAGAUGUUCCGCAGCACAGACACCCUUGUGGCAAUGAUGUUCAACCGCUUGGAAACGGUGACCUUUGCCAGGGUCAAGCAAGGCGUGCAGGAGAUGAUGCACAAGCGGUUUGAAGAACGGCACGUGGGGCAGAUAAAAACGGUGUAUCCGAGUUCUUACGUUCUGCGCCGAGAGAGAAACAUCCCCACCUUUGGCGGAGGGGACAGGCGAAGCGUCUACCAGCUGACCAUCGAACCAAUGCUGGGGGCAGGCGAGAAACUGACCGCAUCCCUGCUGAUGGAACGCAGAGGCAUCUUCUGCAGGAACUUGACAGCCAUUGUCAAAGAGCACCACAAGGCGUUCCUGGCUUCUCUCAACCCUCCGAUGGCGAUAGCGGAGCAUGAGCUGACACGCUGGCACCCUCGGUUCCGAGUAGAUGAGGUGCCCGAUAUCGUGCCCGCUGAGCUGCCCCAGCCUCCCCAGGUGGACAGAGUUACCACAGCACAGGAGGUGCUGGCCAAGGCUCAUGGCACGCUGACACCCAAGAUGGGAAAGGCCCUGGCUAACCUGGUUCUGAGGACGGCAGAAACCAGUCCCUCGCCCUUGCAGCCUCCUCGCCCAGCUCCGCCUGGAACCCCCAACAGCCUGAAAGGCGUCUCGCAGUCCUUGGUAGAAAGGGUCAGAGCCAAGGAAGCGCAGAAGCUGCAGGCGCUGAUGACGCAGAACCCCCAGCAGGAGCAGCGGCUGGCGAUGCUGGGCCGCCUGCCGGACAUGGCGCGCAUCCUCCGCAACGUCUUUGUGGCGGAGAAGAAGCAGGCCCUCUCCAUGGAGGUGGCGUGCCAGCGGAUGGUGGAGAGCUACAGGGCUCUCAUGCCUGUGGGAGAGAUGGAAAAACACCUCCACCUCUUUGCGGAGCUCCUGCCGGACUGGGUGCGCAUCCUUCCCAUCCGCAAAGAGAAUUAUGUGAAGCUGGACAAAACAGUCAACCUCAAUAUUGUCACCAAGAGGCUGGCUGCGAGGAAGCAGGACGAGGAGAAACUCUGAUGGGGGGGGGGAGAUCCCCUGAAAAUAGACUUGCUGAGGGGCUCUGUUUUCUAGGAAAACUUCCUGGGGGAGCAUGCCCUUUCUUGUCCUUGCUCUAGAGGGAAGUAAGAGGGUGGAUUUUUCCCUCCCAUGGAAAACUCCCCAGCUUUUUCAGCACAGCCGUGACUUGACGGGCAGAAUAAGAGGAUUCAACAAAACACUUUUUUUUUU
This is a messenger RNA of Candoia aspera, 2102 nucleotides long. RefSeq names its product chromatin licensing and DNA replication factor 1 (gene CDT1). Lineage: Eukaryota; Metazoa; Chordata; Lepidosauria; Squamata; Candoiidae. Gene Ontology annotation, molecular function: DNA binding; DNA polymerase binding. Bases 3 to 1892 code for a protein of 629 amino acids. Gene Ontology annotation, cellular component: nucleus. Gene Ontology annotation, biological process: DNA replication preinitiation complex assembly; regulation of DNA-templated DNA replication initiation; mitotic cell cycle. The transcript is spliced from 12 exons. The record is from RefSeq and is a predicted model, not a curated record.